GGGGCCGUGCCUGGAGAGGGUCCGCUAGUCGCGCGGCCGCGGCGGCGGAGGCUGGCGAGGUGAGGAAAGGGGCGCCCGGACGAGGUUUGUCCAUUAGCGCCAUGCCCCAUGUCUCCAUGAAGCUGAAGUGAGGGGUCCAGCUGCGGGCCCAGCCCUGGCCAGGGCAGCAUGAACAAGCCCCGGCUCUUCCGGCUGUGGCUGGUGCUGGGUUCCGUCCUCAUGAUCCUGCUCAUCAUCGUGUACUGGGACAACGUGGGCACUGCCCACUUCUACCUGCAUACAUCUUUGUCCAGGCCACAUACCCUGGAAUCCCUGCCCACCCCCGGACAGCGGGAGGAGAAGGAGUUUGCAUCUGAUGUGGAUGAGUUUUUGGAUAAGCUCUUAAGUUCCAGCUCGAAGCAGAAUGACCUUUCCAGGAAAAAGACGGAGCAGCCCUUGCUGGCCUCUGGCAAGCCGGCGUUGAGCCACCUAGAGGAGAGCGUGCGGGGCUACGACUGGUCCCCCCAUGACGCCCAGCAGAGCGCUGACCAGGGCCAGCAGCAGGCCGAGAGGAGGAGUGUGCUGCGGGACUUCUGCGCCAACUCCAGCCUGGCCUUCCCCACCAAGGAGCGCUCCUUCGAUGACAUCCCCAACUAUGAGCUGAACCACCUCAUCGUGGACGACCGCCAUGGGGUCAUCUACUGCUACGUGCCCAAGGUGGCCUGCACCAACUGGAAGCGCGUGAUGAUCGUGCUGAGCGAGAGCCUGCUGGACGGCGGCGCGCCCUACCGCGACCCGCUGGACAUCCCGCGCGAACACGUGCACAACUCCAGCACCCACCUGACCUUCAACAAGUUCUGGCGCCGCUACGGCAAGUUCUCCCGCCACCUCAUGAAGAUCAAGCUGAAGAAGUACACCAAGUUCCUGUUYGUGCGCGACCCCUUCGUGCGCCUCAUCUCGGCCUUCCGCAGCAAGUUCGAGCUGGAGAACGACGAGUUCUACCGCAAGUUCGCGGUGCCCAUGCUGAGGCUGUACGCCAACCACACCAGCCUGCCCGCCUCGGUCAGCGAGGCCUUCAGCGCCGGCCUCAAGGUGUCCUUCGCCAACUUCAUCCAGUACCUGCUGGACCCCCACACCGAGAAGCUGGCUCCCUUCAACGAGCACUGGCGGCAGGUGUACCGCCUGUGCCACCCGUGCCAGAUAGACUACGACUUCGUGGGGAAGCUGGAGACCCUGGACGAGGACGCCGCCCAGCUCCUGAGGCUCCUCAAGGUGGACACGCGGCUCCACUUCCCCCCGAGUUACCGGAACAGAACUGCCAGCAGCUGGGAGGAGGACUGGUUUGCCAAGAUCCCYCUGGCCUGGAGGCAGCAGCUCUACAAACUCUACGAGGCCGACUUUGUGCUCUUCGGCUACCCCAAGCCCGAAAACCUGCUCAGAGACUGAGCCCCUGCCUGAACGUGCGCUCCUUCAGCUCCUUCAAACUGAGCAAGGGUCGCGGGGCGUCUCCUGAGGACAGGGCUGUCCUGGGUUUUCCUSCCAGUUUGAUGCAGUCGGAAAUGCCACGCGCUCCCCUGGGGAGACCUCCGGGGGAAUCUGGGCCGCAGCACACACACUCCAGUUUUUUUUUAAAUAACCCAUGGUUUUGCAAUCGGGACUUAUUGUUUACUCCACAGCCUGUAUUCAUUGAGCACUGUUAAUACUGUUUUGUAAGAUUAAUAUAUUUCAGAUAUUUAAUAUGAAAGUGGGAGGAAGCUGGAGUAAAGCGUGGCACCUGCGCUCUCACUAAUCUCGUGGUUUUUCAGAUCUGGAAACACAUGCAUGCAAAGUGGGGCCUGGUGGUCAAGGGGCUCCAGACCUACACACUGCGGUGGAGGAGGGAGGCAUCUUAAGCGUCUUCAGUGGAGAWAAGGCACCUAAACUUGAAGUUGGGCUGUUUAAGUCAGGUUUUUGUUACUAUAACAAAAUCCCCAAAGCAGAGUAAUUUCAUAAAUAAAAGAGGUUUGUUGCCUCACAGUUUGUAGGUUCAAGGGCCUGGUGCUGGCAUCAGCUUGGCUCUGGUGAGGAUCUAGGGCAGGUGGCAGUGACGGGACUGUGUGUGAGAGGGAGAGAUUGUAUCAGCAAACUGGAGGCCAGAGCCCAACAGGAUCACAGCCUCAUCUGAGGUUUCACCCACUCAACCUAAGGACCUCCCUCACCUAGACCUACCUGACCAAACCCAACACAUGGACCCCGGUCAUCACACCCACUCCCAUACUCUAGCACAGGCCUUGCCUGUUUUUGUAGAAGGGCAGCAGACAAAUCGGUCCAGGGUGAAAGCCUUUUACUAAGUGAUGUGUUUGAGCAGCCAGAUCUUUCAGGCUUUCUGUUGAGAGGGGUCAUGGGUAAACCRUCUUCGGGUCAGAGUCACAGAGGAAAGCCCUUCUCACUGCAGCCCUCCCUUUAACCCAAGUUCAGUCGUGGCUGUCAGGAUUUGCAGCCAGCAGGGAUGGUGUGCACUGGAGGUUGUCCCUGGGACAUGUUUUCUGUGGUGUCYAGCAUUACUGAGGAGAGCUCAGGUGCCACCGUCUUGCAGCC
Molecule: messenger RNA, 2556 nt
Organism: Urocitellus parryii (Arctic ground squirrel)
Lineage: Eukaryota; Metazoa; Chordata; Mammalia; Rodentia; Sciuridae
Gene: Chst12
Product: carbohydrate sulfotransferase 12
Biological process (GO): carbohydrate biosynthetic process; proteoglycan biosynthetic process
Cellular component (GO): membrane
Molecular function (GO): sulfotransferase activity
Source: RefSeq, a predicted model, not a curated record